AUGGCUGAUCCUCCAAAUCAUUUCUUCAAGUUCAUUCCACCAGACUCAAAGUUUAACCUCUCAAUUCCAAAAUCUUUUUUGGCGAAGUUGGACGGAUGGAGAGGUAAGAAAGCAACACUGAGACGAGGGUGUCACAAAUGGGCGGUGCACAUUGGCGACAGAGGGGUUUUUGGUGACGGUUGGAGGAAGUUUGUGGUGGAGAAUGGAGUGCAAGAGUUUGACAUUAUUGUGUUCAAACAUCAAAGAAACAUGGUGUUUGACUUUUUUGUGUUUGACCCAUCUACAUGUGAAAGACAAUAUCCAGAUUUACCUGACAAUGUAGAAGUCUCUCUCCCAGAAUAUGAUUCACUUCACACACAUGAGAUGUCAAAGAGGCUCAAAAAGCGCAAGUGGACUGACUAUUCAUCUCAAAGCAACGAUAAACGUUGUUUUGUGACCAUAAUGACACCUUAUUUAAUCAGAACAACAAGAAUGCAUGUUCCAAUGAAAUUCGCUAGAUCAAACGGAUUAACUACCAAAGGAUUGCGUACACAAAUAGUUUUAGUGGAUGAAGCAAAGAGGACAUGGCCAGCAACACUCCAUGUGAAGAGAGAUCAAAUUCGUUUAACGGGUUGGCGUAAACUCAUGAUAAAAACCGACUUAAAAAUUGGGGAUGCGUGUAUGUUUAAGCUCGUAGAGAAUGGAGAAGUGCCCGUUUUCAGUUUCUAUAAUCUAGGAAAGAAGAAAACCAACAACCAUGUUCAAGUAAAGAAGGAAAGUAGAUCUAAGAUAAAGAUAAAGAAGAAGACUAGCUCGAGUCUCGGCAAUCAUCCUUACUUUAUUUUAACUAUGAAGCCUUCUUAUAGAGAAUGGGGAUUGUGUCUUCCAAUUGAAUUUUCGAAAUCAAAUCGUUUAAAAGAAGGAGAAAUGAUCCUCAGAAACGAUAAAGGUAGAUUAUGGAAAAUUCAGCUCAAGAAAAAAGGUGAAAAAUAUUACAAUUUUGGUUGCGGUUUUAGAGAUUUCUGGGAUGCGAAUGGAUUAGAGGUUGGUGAUGACUACAAGUUUGUGCUCGUCCAGAAGGAGAAGGGCAAGCCUCCCAUCAUGAAUGUUUCUUAUCUAGAAAAGAAGCCCACCAACACCCAUAUGCAAGUAAAGAAGGAGAUCGGAUCAACUCGUUACUUUAUCUCUACUAUGAAGCCAUAUAGCUUCAAACACUCACGUUUGAAUCUUCCGCCUGAAUUUUUGAUACCAAAUGGUAAAAGAAUGGGAGAAAUGAUUCUUAGAGACGAUAAAGGUAGAUCGUGGAAAGUUCAGCUCAACAAAAAUGGUAAAAACCGAUUUUAUCUUGGAUGUGGUUUUAGAGAUUUUUGUGUAGCGAAUGGAUUGAGGAAAGGUGAUUUGUACAAGUUUGAGCUCGUUGAGAACGAGAUGGACAAGCCUCCCAUUGUGAACUUUUCGUUGAACAUAGACUCGGUUCCCUCUGGAAAAGAAGACCCCUCAUACUACAUUGGCAAAGUGAACACCUACUCCAUGUAUUUGCCUAGUAAACUUGCGACGACGAAUGGAUUACUCAACAAAGAAGAAAUGAUUCCCAAAAAUGACGAUGAGAGGUCAUGGACCAUGGGUAUAAAGCGUGAAAGGAACUAUUGUUAUAUAGUGCGAGGAUGGAAAGAAUUUUGUGCUGCAAAUGGCUUGAAAAAAGGGGAUCGUAUCAAACUUGAGCUGCUCAGUAAUGGUGAAAUACCCGUAGUAAAGUUUAAAGGUCCAUUAGUUCAGCUAACAAGGCUUGUCUUUCCUGAUGGCUAA
This is a messenger RNA of Helianthus annuus (common sunflower), 1785 nucleotides long. Its product is annotated as B3 domain-containing protein REM17-like. The transcript has 10 exons. The record is from RefSeq and is a predicted model, not a curated record. Lineage: Eukaryota; Viridiplantae; Streptophyta; Magnoliopsida; Asterales; Asteraceae. Gene Ontology annotation, molecular function: DNA binding. The coding region runs from base 1 to 1785 and encodes 594 amino acids.